AUGAUUGCACUGGCAACUCCAAAUACUUUGGGACAUUGGGGAUAUCUAUCCUCGUCACUGGCCUUCACAAUUUUUCGUGUAGGAAUAUUUAUGUCGAGGAGUUUUGCUAGAAAAACGAUUGGCAUCAAGAUAUUACUCAUCUUGUCAUGGUUAGUACCAUUUGUAAUCACCUUUGGGACAACUGCUCUUGGAUGCUACAAAAGGUACAACCGCUUCGCCCUCGCAUACACAUUUGAUUGUUCCAACUGCGAUAACUUAUUCUUGGGAUUUUCGUACAAUACAUUCAAUUCAUGGUCCGGCCAGGUUAUACCAUUCGUAAUGAUAGUUGCUUAUGCUCUCUUACUUAUUGAUAUCCACCGUAACUACAGAAGCCUCAGUAGAGUUGGUCAGCUCGAAUCACUCUCUGAUGCUAGACUC
Strongylus vulgaris is the source of this 417-nucleotide messenger RNA. NCBI's taxonomy places the organism in Eukaryota, Metazoa, Nematoda, Chromadorea, Rhabditida, Strongylidae. The record is from the annotation of a GenBank genome assembly.